UUGUUUCUUUCUCAUAAAAGUGACGGAGAACAUAUGCCACAGAAGUAAGAUAAAACUGCCCAUACGCAACCAAUCAAAGCAUUAUAAUUAGUAUAUAGAAGAUACCGGUUUUCUUGAGUUUUGCUUCCGAUCAACGCAAGAAAAAGAUAUGGGAAGCGAUACAGAUAGUCCCUUGUUUGAAACAAAAGGAGCCAAGGGAAGAGUGGUUUAUAGAGCGUUUGCAUGUACUGUAUUUCUGGGUAUCUGCUUCAUAUGGGUUUAUAGAUGGAGUUAUAUACCCAGUGAAGGAGAAGAUGGCAGAUGGGUUUGGUUUGGUUUGCUCGGAGCUGACCUCUGGUUCGGUUUUUACUGGCUCAUUAGUCUCGUUUUCCGGUGGCAACCGGUCUACAGGCUCCCCUACAAGGAUAGACUCAAUUGCAGGUACGGAGACGAGUUACCAGGAGUAGAUAUAUUUGUGUGUACAGCAGACCCAAUAAUAGAGCCACCAAUAAUGGUGAUGAAUACAGUUCUAUCAGUGAUGACUUAUGAUUGUCCCUCCAAAAAAAUUAGCGUAUAUUUAUCAGACGACGGUGGCUCCAUUCUUACAUUUUAUGCAUUGUUACAAGCGUCUGAAUUUGCAAGAUUUUGGAUACCUUACUCUAAAAAAUUUAAUGUGGGACCAAGGUCACCUGCUGCUUAUUUUGCCUCCAUUUCUCAACACCAUCAGAUUCAUGGCUCUGACGAGUUUUUGGCUAUCAAGAAAUUAUAUGAAGAAAUGGAAGACAAAAUUGAAACUGCAACGAAGCUAGGUAGAAUUCCUGAAGAAGCAGCCUUCAAGCAUAAAGGAUUUUCCCAGUGGGAUUCACAGAAUUCUUCAAAACGUGAUCACCAUACUAUUCUUCAAAUUUUGAUAGAUGGAGAAGAUCCUAACGCAAUAGAGGACAUUGAUGGGUGUCCAUUGCCUACCUUAGUAUAUCUUGCUAGAGAAAAGAGGCCUCAAUAUCCCCACAAUUUCAAAGCUGGGGCCAUGAAUGCAUUGAUAAGAGUGUCAUCAAAGAUUAGCAAUGGAGAAAUUAUUCUGAAUCUAGACUGUGAUAUGUACUCCAACAACUCCUCAUCCGUGCAAGAAGCACUCUGCUUCUUCAUGGAUGAAGAGAACAGCCAUGACAUCGCUUUCGUACAGUUCCCGCAAAGCUUUGAAAACAUUACCAAGAAUGACUUGUAUGGUGGUCUAAUGAGAACAAUUGGUGACGUGGAGUUUUAUGGCAAUGAUGGCUUUGGAGGUCCUAUGUAUGUUGGAAGCGGCUGUUUUCACAGAAGAGAUAUUCUCUGCGGAAGGAAAUUCCGUAAAGAUUGCAAAUUUGAAUGGAGUAGAGAUGAUCGUCCUAAGAGACAACUAAGUUUAACGGAAUUAGAAGAAGAAACAAAGGCUCUUGCAAAUUGUACUUUUGAGCAAAAUACUCAAUGGGGAAAUGAGAUUGGCCUAAGAUACGGUUUUCCUGUGGAAGAUGUGAUUACAGGGUUAUCGAUCCAAUGCAACGGAUGGAAAUCAGUGUAUUAUACUCCAAAAAGAGAGGCGUUCUUAGGUGUUGUACCAAUCACAUUGGCUCAGACAUUGGUGCAACAUAAAAGAUGGUCUGAAGGUGAUUUCCAGAUUAUGCUGUCUAAAUAUUGCCCUGUAUGGUAUGGAAAUGGAAAAAUUAGCUUUGGUCUGCAAUUGAGUUACUGCUAUUAUUGUCUCUGGGCUCCAAAUUGCUUGCCGACCAUUUAUUACUCAAUUUUUCCUUCACUUUGUCUCCUCAAAGGCGUAUCCUUGUUCCCACAGGUGUCAAGCCUAUGGUUCGUGCCAUUUGCUUAUGUGAUAACAGCCAACUACAUAUAUAGCCUAACUGAAUUCCUAUGGCACGGAAGCACAUUCCUAAGCUGGUGGAAUGACCAAAGGAUGUGGCUAUACAGAAGAACAACCUCUUAUCUAUUUGCCUUCAUCGACACCAUUUUAAAGACGGAUUUAGAUUUUGUGGUCACUGCCAAAGUCGCCGACGAAGAAGUAUUGCGAAGAUAUAAAAAAGAGAUGAUGGAAUUUGGAGAGUCAUCUCCAAUGUUCACCAUUUUAGCUACACUUGCAAUGCUCAAUUUGGUUUGCUUUUGUGGAGUGGUGAAAAAAGUGGUAAUGAAUGAAAAUAGUAUUAGGUAUUAUUAUGAGAUUAUGGCUUGUCAAAUUGUUAUUUGUGUUAAUUUGGUUUUGAUCAAUUGGCCUUUGUAUCAAGGCAUGUUUUUUAGGAAGGAUAAGGGUAAGUUGCCUUGUUCCUUAAUGGUCAAGUCAUUUGUAUUAGCUCUAAUUAUUUGUAAUUGCUUUACUUUCUUGUGAUACUUUCAUAUUUUCUUUUUGCAAUAAUAAUAAUAAUAAAAAUAAUUAAUAGCAAUAA
This is a messenger RNA of Mercurialis annua (annual mercury), 2405 nucleotides long. RefSeq names its product cellulose synthase-like protein E1. Gene Ontology annotation, molecular function: mannan synthase activity; cellulose synthase (UDP-forming) activity. The transcript is spliced from 8 exons. The record is from RefSeq and is a predicted model, not a curated record. Gene Ontology annotation, biological process: plant-type primary cell wall biogenesis; cellulose biosynthetic process. Gene Ontology annotation, cellular component: trans-Golgi network; plasma membrane. Bases 149 to 2347 code for a protein of 732 amino acids. Lineage: Eukaryota; Viridiplantae; Streptophyta; Magnoliopsida; Malpighiales; Euphorbiaceae.